Daldinia childiae is the source of this 522-nucleotide messenger RNA. RefSeq lists its product as uncharacterized. Lineage: Eukaryota; Fungi; Ascomycota; Sordariomycetes; Xylariales; Hypoxylaceae. The transcript is spliced from 2 exons. Bases 1 to 522 code for a protein of 173 amino acids. Gene Ontology annotation, molecular function: carbon-sulfur lyase activity. The record is from RefSeq and is a predicted model, not a curated record.
AUGGCCACCCCUAUCGAUAAAUCCAAGCCCUACUUCCCCCUAGCUGGCCUCGCUAAUGACGGCUGGUCCAAGGAAGACGAAGCAACAGCAACAUGCUUCUGUGGUGCAGUACAGCUUGCAUUUCCGACACAGGGUCCUGGUUACGUCGGCACAUUUGUAUGCAAUUGCAGUGACUGUCGUAAAAUAACAGCAUCUAUGUUCGCGACAAACUUCACCAUUCGGGAUACACACUUGAAGCAUCUUCGUGGGCGUGACAAUCUUACGAAAUUCGGCCCCCAAGCGCAUACUAUCGCUUCAGGCAAAGGCAUGGCUAACUACUUUUGCUCGACAUGCGGUACGCUUAUGUACCGCGUCGGAGAGGCCUUCCCAGGCAUGAGCAUCUUGCGCCUAGGCACUAUCGAUGAUUUUCACUUACACGAGACCAAGAUGCGACCCACGGUAGAAUAUUUUGUUGAGAACCGCGUGGGAUGGCUUAAGGGUGUUGAAGGAAUCAAACAGAUUAAGAGCCUUCCAUCCCUUUAA